UGCUGGCAGGAGGUGAGGCACUUCCGGUUUGUAGCUCCGUGGCCGGAUGACGUGGCUGAGCGGCCGCUGAGGAGGCGGCGGGUGUCAGAGAACUGGCAGCUUGAGUAGCAGCGGAAGGAGAAUCGAAGAGCCUCCGAGACAUAAAGCCGCUGGGUGCUCCGAGCUGCCGGGUCAGGAUGAGGCCGCUACGACUGCUGCCCUUGUUGUGCGUGUUCGUACUGGGUGUGCGGGCGGAUGAACACGAGCACACGUAUGACGAAAAAGAGGAGGUGGUUUUAUGGAUGAACACAGUGGGACCCUACCACAAUCGGCAGGAGACAUACAAAUACUUCUCCCUUCCAUUCUGUGUUGGAACAAAGAAAAGUAUUGGCCACUAUCAUGAAACAUUAGGAGAAGCUCUGCAAGGAGUUGAAUUAGAAUUUAGCGGUUUAGAUAUUAAAUUUAGAGCAGAGGAUGUCAUGCAAGCAACAUAUUGUGAAAUAGAGCUGGACAAGGCGAAGAGAGAUGCAUUUGUUUACGCAAUAAAGAAUCACUACUGGUACCAGAUGUACAUAGAUGACUUGCCAAUAUGGGGUAUUGUUGGAGAGGCUGAUGAAAAUGGAGAAGAUUACUACCUUUGGACAUAUAAGAAGCUUGAAAUUGGUUUUAAUGGAAAUCGUAUUGUAGAUGUAAAUCUCACCAGUGAAGGCAAAGUUAAGCUUGUCCCCAAUACCAAGAUUCAAAUGUCCUACUCUGUUAAAUGGAAGAAAUCUGAUGUCCGGUUUGAAGAUCGAUUUGACAAAUACCUUGACCCUUCGUUUUUUCAACACAGGAUACACUGGUUUUCGAUCUUCAAUUCUUUUAUGAUGGUUAUUUUUUUGGUGGGAUUGGUAUCAAUGAUUCUUAUGAGAACCUUAAGGAAGGAUUAUGCCCGAUACAGCAAAGAAGAGGAAAUGGAUGACAUGGAUCGAGAUCUAGGGGAUGAAUAUGGUUGGAAGCAGGUCCAUGGGGAUGUUUUCAGACCUUCCAGUCACCCUCUUAUCUUCUCAUCACUUAUCGGGUCAGGAUGUCAGAUCUUCUCAGUUUCUCUUAUUGUAAUUAUUGUAGCCAUGAUUGAAGACUUGUACACAGAGAGAGGUUCAAUGCUAAGCACAGCAAUAUUUGUUUAUGCUGCAACAUCCCCUGUCAAUGGUUACUUUGGAGGAAGUCUCUAUGCCAGACAAGGAGGUCGACGGUGGAUAAAGCAAAUGUUCAUUGGAGCUUUCCUAAUCCCAGCAAUGGUUUGUGGGACAGCAUUCUUUAUCAAUUUCAUUGCCAUCUAUUAUCAUGCUUCCAGAGCAAUCCCAUUUGGAACAAUGGUUGCUGUAUGCUGCAUUUGUUUCUUUGUGAUCCUUCCAUUGAACCUAGUGGGAACAAUACUUGGUCGAAAUUUGGCAGGACAGCCCAACUUCCCCUGUCGUGUCAAUGCAGUUCCGCGACCCAUCCCAGAGAAAAAGUGGUUCAUGGAACCAGCUGUCAUUGUAUGCCUUGGUGGAAUACUACCAUUUGGAUCCAUUUUUAUUGAAAUGUAUUUCAUAUUUACCUCUUUCUGGGCAUACAAGAUCUACUAUGUAUAUGGCUUUAUGAUGUUGGUUUUGGUCAUCCUCUGCAUUGUGACUGUUUGCGUAACUAUUGUUUGUACAUACUUCCUUCUAAAUGCCGAAGAUUACAGGUGGCAAUGGACAAGUUUUCUUUCUGCUGCCUCCACUGCAAUCUAUGUUUACAUGUACUCAUUUUACUACUACUUUUUCAAAACAAAAAUGUAUGGAUUGUUUCAGACAUCAUUUUACUUUGGAUACAUGGCAGUUUUUAGCACUGCUUUGGGAAUUAUGUGUGGAGCGAUUGGUUACAUGGGAACAAGUGCCUUUGUCCGGAAAAUUUACACUAAUGUGAAAAUUGACUGAGAGAUCCAGCGAGAACGGGAACUGUGGAUCAGUUGCUACUUUUUUCCAGGGCUGGGGGUGAAACAUGCACAUUAGUGCCAGAAGAGAUUGGGUUUUAACACUGGGUACUGUGUUGGUCUCCGUUCUGUGGAUGGCUUAAAAUGGCAUCUCUUUCAUUGAUCCUAGUUUUCUUACAGACUGCUCUUUCCAACUCCACAACAAAUGCUUGGAUUUUAUGCAGUAAGCAUUACUACAGUACAUGGCUAAUCUCCCCCUGCCCCCCCCCCCAAAAAAAUAAAUAAAGAAAAAGAAUAAAACUAGCUCAUAAAAGAUGAAUAGACUAGCUCUCUUCAGUGAAGAGGACACGCAGUUUAUUUAAAGCAUUUGUUCCAUUCAAUAAAUAAGAGGGAGUCUUGGCUGCUCAAACUAGUUGAUUAGUAGUCUUCUUGGUACCUUCUAAACACUCUGUAAGAUGGCUGUUCCAGGAAUCUUCCUUUUUCUUUCAUUUUUGUUGGCGCUUUAGAAAUGUCUGUUUAUAUUUUGCCUGUGGGUUUCCUACCAGUUUGUGGCGUGCAGUAAACCUGCCUCCAUUUUGUAUUCUCAAGGCAAGACAACAACUGAAAAGUACUGCAUGUAAAAUAACAGCUUUCAAUGUAUUUGGACCAAUUCCCCACAUAUUUAUCUCUGAAAGAAGAAAACGAAACUGCAUUUUAAGAAUCCAUCCAAAGAGGGCUGAAAACCGCUGUUCUCGGCACUGUAAUUCACUGUAUAGUAAAAUAUGUUUUUAUGGCCCAUAUGAGGUCUACAAAAGACAUUUUAACGGAAAUCUGAAAAGUAACCCCCAUCCUUUCAAUGUUUGUUUUUUCGUUUUUUGAAAUAAUUUUAUGUUUAUUUUUUUUCCAUAUUUUUUAUUUUCUCGGGGUUUCAAUGAAGGCUUUACGUAAAUAUGGGAAGAUGUGUAUAUAACAUUAAAUAAUGUAACUUAGGUUUAGAGCCCAAAUGUAUUUGGAUGUACAGGUUUAUUAAGGAGUUUUUUUCUGAUGAUUAUUUGAUGUACAAAUCUGUGGCGUCAGGUGGCUUUUCACAUCUUGCCUGCCAUUGCAUGACCUUUUUUGUUUUGUUUUUCUUUUUGUUUUCUUUUUUCCCUCCCAUUGAUAUGUGUGUCUAAAUUCUGUUCUUCUCUUACACAUAAAAGUCAAAUUUGUAAUUUAGAAACCUAUAAUUUUUUUUUUUUUUUGUUAAUCUUAUCUGGACACUUGUCUAACAUCUGAAGCACUGUGGCUUUAGAGUGUUCAGAGAACUGAAAUAAAAUUUUCAGACAAAAAAAAGUUCUGGAUGUCAUCUUUGUGAGUUUUUUUUUUUUUUUCCUCUUGAUGUCAUCUCAGCCUUGGAAAGAAAUAUCAUUACAUUUGUCCUCCAAACAAUGGUGAUUUUUCAGUACAGCACUUGAUGUUCCAGUGAACAAAAGGUGGAGUUCUUUCAAUACAGUUUGCUUUUUCUAUUUAUUCCCUCCUCUACAUUUAUUAGACAUGAUUGCACUGAUAUAUUCAACACAAUGACAAUGCAGAAAUCUUUGUUUCUCCUAUGUUUAGCUGAUUGAAAAAUGUUAAGAUGUGUCAGAUUGAGAAAUAAAAAUAAAAAUGAAGCCAGUGUAUAAUUCAA
Rana temporaria (common frog) is the source of this 3563-nucleotide messenger RNA. It is a transcript of the gene TM9SF3, whose product is annotated as transmembrane 9 superfamily member 3. The record is from RefSeq and is a predicted model, not a curated record. Lineage: Eukaryota; Metazoa; Chordata; Amphibia; Anura; Ranidae. Gene Ontology annotation, biological process: protein localization to membrane. The coding region runs from base 177 to 1922 and encodes 581 amino acids. The transcript has 15 exons. Gene Ontology annotation, cellular component: membrane.